Westerdykella ornata is the source of this 1345-nucleotide messenger RNA. RefSeq names its product ankyrin. Lineage: Eukaryota; Fungi; Ascomycota; Dothideomycetes; Pleosporales; Sporormiaceae. The transcript has a single exon. The record is from RefSeq and is a predicted model, not a curated record. Gene Ontology annotation, molecular function: protein binding. Bases 197 to 1114 code for a protein of 305 amino acids.
AGACAUUUGCGGCACGGUAUAAAGGCAAAGGCAAUGCCCGCAGAGUAUCUACCCAGACUGAUCGCCUCAUCAACAUAACCCUAUCUCGUCACGUGCUCAGCCCUGGAGGAUUCGCACCGACUUUUGUGUCAGUACUACACACAUACACACGCACAUACGCGCACAAAUACAUUCAUACCUUCGCAUCUACACAGCCAUGACUGUCCUCAACGCUGGACGAGCAUUGAUCCAAGCGGUCAAGCGAGACGCGUUGGCCGACGUCAGGGCCUGUACCGCACGCCUGUUGACCUUCCCCGACGCCAGAGAAACCAAUCCACCGAUGAAGAUGGCAAUGGCUAAGGCUGCUUACAUGGGCCAUGCCAACAGUCUCCGCCAUCUCAUGGCUAGCCUCCCUAGGAGUCACUGGCAGGGCGCGUCUGGUCCCUGGAACCCAGUCGUCCUUCCUGGCCCCUGGAACCCACUUCUCGAUCUCACUCCUCGCUGGGACCACAUCCCCAAGGAAUGGCGCGCUGCAGCCAUGUCCGACCUUGUCGUAGAUCGAGCUGCUGCUGGAGGCGUACCUGACGUUAUACAGGCGCUCCUGGACGCUGGUCUUGCAGUUGAUCACGAGGUGGAUCGAGUCGGGACGCCGUUGGGCAUCGCCAUUAUCAAUCGCAAACUGGAACUCAUACGUUUUCUGCUUGCCAAGGGAGCAGACCCAAACGGGAUGUAUUGGGUUCCCCCCAUCACCUUCCUCCACAUGGCGGCUGAGCUUGGAUCGACGACCAUCAUGGAAUUGCUUCUUGACCAUGGCGCAGUGGUGCAAGGAACGGCAGCCUUGGAAGGCGCCGCAAGAGUGGGGUCCAUUGAAGCUGCACAGCUCCUGCUUGAGCGGGGCGCCGACGUGAACGCGGUCCUUCGCUAUGAUAUGUGUGAUCACGACGGGGACAUCAUCGGCACUGCCCUCCAUGUGGCCGUUCGGCACGAUCAAGAGGCCAUGGUGGAAUUCCUUCUACGACGCGGCGCAAAGCAGGAUUCUGACUUGCUGGAUGGCGACCGAGCCACGGUGAAGGCAUUGGCUGCGGAGAAGGGAAACCCUAGAAUCUUACAUCUGUUGCAGCAGCACGAAACCUAGCUAGCCUUGGAAAUCCUUUUCCAUCCUUCCAACAUCAAUUGAUCAGCCUUGUAUCAGUCGACACUGGCACUGUCUUGUUUCAUAGUCGAAGGCAGCGUGGCAAAUUGUUCUACUACAAGACUUACGUGUGAAAAUACUAUCCACGUGGAGAGCUCUGAUCUAAUGACAUUGGCGAUAUCAACCGCAAUCCUUGAUCUACGCGAGACUGUGCCGGUCCACGCCGUCCGCACC